Messenger RNA from Closterium sp. Yama58-4, 1035 nucleotides. NCBI's taxonomy places the organism in Eukaryota, Viridiplantae, Streptophyta, Zygnematophyceae, Desmidiales, Closteriaceae. The record is from the annotation of a GenBank genome assembly.
AUGUGCACUAAAGCUACUGGAAAAGCAGCCACCGCUGCCGCGAUUGCCGCUGCAGCGGUGGUUGCGGUGGGCGGGACAGCACUUGCGAUCCGGGCCGCAGUAGGCGCGUCGCGAAGAAAGCGGCGGCGCCGCGUGAUCGGAAUCAUUCCCGCGCGAUUCGCGUCCUCGCGGUUCGUGGGGAAGCCGCUAGCGCUGAUUGCGGGGCGACCCAUGAUUCAGCACACGUGGGAGCGUGCAAAGCUUGCUCAAACGCUCGAUCGAGUGGUGGUUGCAACGGACGACGAGAAAAUUGCUAGUUGCUGCCAGGGAUUCGGUGCUGAGGUCAUCAUGACGUCAGCAGCUUGUAGCAAUGGUUCGGAGCGGUGUGCCGAGGCGGUGGAGAGGCUCAAGGGGCAGUGGGACGUGGUGGUGAACAUUCAAGGGGACGAGCCUCUCAUCGACCCGGCUACCAUUGAUGCUGUCGUGAUUGCAUUACAGGAAUCACCUCAGGCAGUGGCAGCGACAGCAGUGGCAGACAUAAAAGCAUCAGCAGCGCCUGACCCGAAUCGUGUCAAGUGUGUGGUGGACAGCAGAGGCUUUGCUCUCUACUUCUCACGGGCGCUCAUUCCCCACAACAGGGACGGAGUGCCUCAUCCUGGCUUUCCAUACAUGCUGCAUCUGGGCCUACAGGCAUAUGAUGCGGCCUACCUAGCACAGUACAGAGCGUGUGAGCCGGGGAGGUUGGAGGAGGAGGAGCAGCUGGAGCAGCUGCGGAUACUGGAGCAGGGGUUUAAAGUCAAGGUGGGUUGUCACGCGGUGGUGAAGGUGCCGCAUUCAGCUCACCGGGUGGUGAAGGUGGCGCAUUCAGCUCAUGGAGUGGACGUGCCUGCUGACAUGCAGUGCCAGUCAAUUCCUAAGAUGCAUCACCCUACAUGUGCAUGUGCUUGCGUGCCCGUGCGUGUGCAGGUGGUGAAGGUGGCGCAUUCAGCACACGGGGUGGACGUGCCUGCUGACGUCAAGAGGAUCGAAGACCUCCUCCUGAGAGGAGGGCGAUGA